This is a messenger RNA of Meloidogyne enterolobii, 900 nucleotides long. NCBI's taxonomy places the organism in Eukaryota, Metazoa, Nematoda, Chromadorea, Rhabditida, Meloidogynidae. The record is from the annotation of a GenBank genome assembly.
AUGACCGAACUUCGAGACCAAAUACAUAAAGAUAGGCGCAAACUUCAAAGUGAAUAUCGAGAUGUCAGUCAUGGAUUAAAGAGUGCAACAGCUGAAGUUCGUCAACGAACAAAGGAAGCGGAGCAUCAAUUUAAGCUUGACAAAGUUAGCGAUACUUUUAAAAAGGCGGAAGAAGAGAAGAAGCGUCAAAGAGAAUUAAGACAUUUAGAUGAAAAUAAAAAUAAAGUUAAAGAAAAAGAUGGGAAAGAAAAGGAAAAGAAGAAAGAAACAAUUCCAAAUCAAGAAACAAAACUUAAAUUAGCACAACAACAAAGACCUGAACCUAAAAAAACUAUUAGAAGAGCAGCUAAACAACAAAUACAAAAUGAUGUUUCGACAGCAGAAUCAUCAUCAAAACCUUCAGAAUCUAUUAAAGCAGCAGAAAAAAGAGAGAAUUUGAGACGUUUAUCUCCACAAAAGAGAGCAAGUGGUGAAAAAAUUGAAGGAAAACGCAAAACAGAAGAAUUAAUGAAUUUUACCACUACUAAAGAGGAUUUGACAAAAUCAGAAGUAAAAGGAGGGAAUGUAGUUGUAGAAAUUGUUGGAAAGAAAAAGACAAGAUCAGAGAAUCGCCGAAGGAUUUCACGCCGUGGUCGUUUACGUAAAAUCUUCACUAGAAUACCAUGUGACAUCGACGAAUUGAUGGGCUGGAAGGGACACGAUUCUUUUGAGAAGAUGGACGCAUUUUUCACUUCACGGGAAUCAGCUAAACGUCAAAUAAAUUCUUCCAAUGGAAAAGAACCCGCCCCAAAACGAAGAGGUACAGAACCACAAAAAGUUUGGAUUAGCGAACUACAUGACAUUGACAAAAUUUACAAAAUGAGUGAAUUAAGAGAUAUUAAACUUUCGGCAGGUGCAUGA